Messenger RNA from Cyprinodon tularosa, 8068 nucleotides. RefSeq names its product myosin XVAa (gene myo15aa). The transcript is spliced from 66 exons. Gene Ontology annotation, molecular function: protein binding; cytoskeletal motor activity; ATP binding. Gene Ontology annotation, cellular component: myosin complex; cytoskeleton. The coding region runs from base 115 to 7419 and encodes 2434 amino acids. The record is from RefSeq and is a predicted model, not a curated record. NCBI's taxonomy places the organism in Eukaryota, Metazoa, Chordata, Actinopteri, Cyprinodontiformes, Cyprinodontidae.
AGAUGUGAAGAAGAUGCCUCUUCAGACUGUGCUGUGGAUGAAGCAAUGGUGUUUGGAUAUAACCUGACGUGGAAAGAAGAGAUGGAGUAUUCUGGAGCCUAACCACAAACAAAGAUGUACUCAAUCAGAAGAAUGCCUACAAUCACUCAUCGGGAGUGCAGGGAGGAAGAUGGUGUGGAGGAUAUGACUCAAUUACAAGAGAUGGACGAAGGAGCUGUUUUACUGAACUUAAGGCGAAGGUUUGACAGACAUCUUAUCUAUACAUAUAUAGGAAGCAUACUGGUGUCUGUGAAUCCCUACAAGAUGUACAAUAUCUACGGGACAGAUGUUGUGCUGCUGUACAAAGGUCGUGCUCUGGGAGAACACCCUCCGCAUUUGUUUGCCAUAGCAAAUGCUGCUUACUCCAAAAUGAUGGAUGCCAAACAAAACCAGGUCAUUAUAAUCAGUGGAGAAAGUGGGUCUGGAAAAACAGAGGCCACCAAGCUUAUGCUCCGCUACCUGGCUGCAACAAGCCACAACUCCAAUCCAUUGCAACAGAUUGAGAUCCUGGAGGCAGCGCCCCUGCUGGAAUCCUUUGGAAAUGCCAAAACUGUGCGAAACGAUAAUUCCAGCCGCUUUGGGAAAUACAUAGAGGUCUAUCUGGAGAAUGGUGUAAUUAGUGGUGCCAUAACCUCUCAGUAUCUGCUGGAAAAGUCCCGUAUUGUCUUUCAGGCCAAGGAUGAGAGGAACUAUCACAUCUUCUACGAGAUGCUGGCAGGUCUUCCUUCUCAACAGAAGCAGGCUUUCUACCUGCAAGAUGCUGAAACCUACUAUUAUCUAAACCAGGGAGGGGACUGUUUGAUUAGAGGAAAAAGCGAUGCAGAUGAUUUCCAACGUCUGCUCUCUGCGAUGGAAAUCCUUCACUUCGCCCCUGAGGACCAGUCGGCCAUCUUUAGAAUCCUCUCAUCCAUACUUCAUCUGGGCAAUGUUUACUUUCAAAGGCAUGAGGAGGCUGAUGGCCAGGAGGUGGCAUCAGUAGUGAGCGCACAGGAGAUCCGAGUUGUGGCAGAACUGCUUCAGAUCUCCCCUGAAGGACUACAGAAAGCUAUAACUUACAAAGUCACGGAGACUAUGCGGGAAAAAAUCUACAGCCCUCUGAGUGUAGAAAAUGCUGUUGAUGCCAGAGACGCCGUUGCCAAGAUUCUUUACUCACUUAUCUUCCACUGGUUAACGGAAAGGAUAAAUGCUCAGGUGUAUCCUCGCCAACACAGCCUCUCCAUUUCUAUUCUCGACAUUUAUGGAUUUGAGGAUCUGGCUUUCAACAGCUUUGAGCAGCUUUGCAUUAAUUAUGCAAACGAAUACCUGCAAUUCUUCUUCAACAGGAUCGUAUUCAGGGAGGAACUGGAGGAGUACAGCAGAGAGCAGAUCCCAUGGCAGGAAAUCAUAUUCAGUGACAACCAGCCCUGCAUUGAUCUCAUUGCCGCUAAGCCGCAUGGGAUACUGAGGAUUCUGGAUGACCAGAGCAGUUUUCCACAGGCAACAGACCACACAUUUCUUCAAAAAUGCCACUAUCACCAUGGCCACAAUCCGCUGUAUAUGAAGCCAAAGAUGCCACUCCCAGAGUUCACCAUCAAGCACUUUGCUGGUCGAGUCACCUACCAGGUUAAUAAGUUCCUUGAUAAGAACCAUGAUCAGGUCCGACAAGAAGUGCUGGACCUGUUCAUUCAGAGCAGAAACAAAUUGGUGUCAAACCUGUUCCUGGCUCAUGCAGACACCAUAGGUCAGAAGAGAGGAGGCCACAUGAGGAAAAGCAGCUCUGUCACCAGGAAGUACCAACCACACACCGUCAGCAGCAAGUUCCAACAGUCCCUGCUGGAGCUGGUGGAAAAGAUGGAGAGAUGCAAUCCUUAUUUUGUUCGCUGCAUCAAGCCUAAUAGUAUGAAGCGGCCAGGUGUGUUUGAGGAUGAACUGGUCAGCAGCCAGCUGCGACACUCUGGAGUCCUGGAGACUAUCAGGAUCCGCAGAGAGGGGUAUCCAGUAAGGAUGUCUUUCUACAACUUUCUCUUCAGGUAUAAGUCCCUGGUUGGACUUAAACAGCUGCCAGCAGCAAACGGAGAAAACUGUGUGAUUAUGUUGAGCAAGCUGUGUCCCCUCCGACCAGGAGUCUUCCACAUUGGUGUCACUAAGCUGUUUUUAAAGGAAGACAUCUACCAGCUGUUGGAGUGCAAACGAGAGAGAUCCCGGGAGCUUGCUGCUCUUACUUUGCAGCGCUACACCCGCAUGUUCUUUGUGCGGAAACGCUUUGUUGCCUUCCGUAAAAAAAUCAUUGGGUUUCAGGCCCAGUGCCGAGGCUACCUCCUCAGGAAGCAAUACGUGAAAAUGAGGGAGAGUCUGGUCCGAUUCCGCUCUUACGUUCGAAUGUAUGUCAACCGCAAACAAUACAUCAAGAUGAAGUUUGAAGCCAAGAGGAAAGGUGAAGAAGAGAGGAGGAGGAGAGAGAUGGAGCUGUCAAAGCGGGAAGUGGUUAAUGUAACGCAUCUAGCGAUUCCUGCAGAACUGGGAGCUCUACUUCAGACAGCAGCAGUCCGGAGAGAGCUGCACGCAGACUGUUUGGCCUUACUUCAGGCUCCUCACAUCCAGGAAGAAAAUCAGCUCACUUUGCCACUGGACAUCAACAACUAUCCUUUUUACCGCUAUGUUCAGGUCCACUUCAGGGAACCCAAAUUUGGGAUGUUAAUGGCCCCUCUGGAGUCACCUCUUACUAAGGUGGAGGAUGACCUAAAAAGGGAGGCUCUGGAGCUUUUUAACAUGGUUUUGCGGUUUAUGGGGGACCCUCACCUGAAUGGAGCUCAAGAAAACCUUUUCGGGAGUUACAUCAUCCAGAGGGGUCUAACGUCUCCUGGUUUAAGAGAUGAGAUCUUUGCUCAGGUUGUAAAUCAGGUGUGGAGAAACACAAACUCGGAAAACGCUGACAGAGGCUGGCUGCUGCUGUUGGCGUGCGUUUGCAGCUUCGCUCCAUCCCCCAAGAUGGAGAAACACCUUCUGAAGUUUGUGUCAGAUCAUGCCCUUACUGGCUGCCAGGCAUUACUGCAGCACAGACUCAUCCAAGCCAGUCAGAAGAUCCAGCAAAGCUCAGGCCCUUUCCCUGAAGCUGCACGCACCUAUCCACUGUCGCUGCUGGAGUGGACAGCCAAUAGGAAGAAGGCAAACAUGGUUUUGCAUGUGCACUGCUUUGAUGGAGGUUCCUUCUUGUGCUCCAUUCAUUCUUGGACCAGCGGGGAGGAUUUAGCAGGACAUAUCCUGCGUCACAGAGGUGUUUCUGACUGGUGGAGGGGGAGUUCAAUUCUGAUGAAGGAGCAGAGCCAGUGGGUGGAAUUAGCCGGUCAUGACUAUGUGCUGGACCUGAUAGCGGACUUGGAGCUUCCUGUGGAUUUUCCCAAGCAGAAGAGUUACUUUAUCAUCAGCACGGAUAACCCAGCUAGAGUCAGAGCAAAUACCAGCCUCACCUUAUUAGGCAGCGGCUUUGACUCAGAUGAAGAUCUUCCAUCUUCCUUUCCUCUAAGCAGUAGACCAGCCUACAGCCUGCCUGAUUCUGAUGGCUACUACAGCCAUGCAGAGUCAGACACGUUCAGCGAAGGUCAAACGCAGAGAGGAAUGGACCGCUACCUGGAUAGCUUGUUUGACCCUGUGCUAUCAGACAACGGCACAAACAUGGAGAAGACUGGUUUGUCCACUAGAAUGAAAGGAGGAGGAGGUGUGGGCAUCGCAGAAGGUCGAGGAGAGGGGCAUACAUCUCCCACAAGGCCUUAUCCACCUGGGAUCCAUCCUGGAGCCGUCCCAGUGCUGCCAGUAGCUGGAGGAAUGAUGCCCCCCAUGCCCGUCCCCUCCCACCACCAUCACCAUGAACGACACCAACAACAAGAGCAGGAACAGCAGCAGCCCCAGUACCACCAGUAUAACCGACCCCAACAGCCCUACCCCCCACCUGGUUCCUCCACACCCCUCCCUGCCUCCCGUGUAGCUCCCACCCCUUUGCCUUCUCGGCCCCCCACUGCUGUUGCUACAGCAGCUAAUAGAGAAACAGACACACCAUCUCAUAUUGGAGGCAUGCCGGGGAUGCCGGCACUCCCGGCUAUGCCUGCAGUUCCAGGCUUACCUGUGAUGACAGGUGCAGCAGGAUCGGAACAAGUGGUGCUGACUCAGCAGCAACAAGCAAUCAUCAACCAGCAAGCUAUAAUUUUGGCCCAGCAGAUGACCAUGCAAGCUAUGGCAAUCCAGCAGCAGAUGUUCUCGUCCUUCCCACCUGUUGCUCCAGCCCCCCAAUCACCACCACCACACCACAAAAACCUACCACUACGCUCACGCACACCGAGCCCUACAAAAGAGAGCAGCGAGUCAUACAAGCACAGUCCUCCAGCUGUCCAGCGGAAAAGCAGCACAACGCGUGGGCCUCCUCCUGAGGAUGUAGUUCGUUCCAGUGUGAGCAACACAGAGCGCAUUGACCCGAGUCAUGACAUCAAAGACAUAAUCAAACAGCACCAGCCUGCAGGCACAACAUCCUCGGCUGGGUCUCCAACUAAAAGGAAAAGUGAUGGGAAGAAGUUUUCCAAAAAAGCCAACCCUCAUGAUGAAGCAAUGGAGAUCCUUAAAGAUCAAAUGGCAAACCCCCCACAACCGUCACAGAAGAAGCCCUCCCAACUCAAGGAAGAUGAAGGAGUUAAAGCUAUUAAAUUAGCCAAGUCUCGACCUGCAGAGCCAGCACCCAGCUCCAUCAUGACCCCAACCCAUCCUCCAGUCUCUAGAGAUUUACCAGUAGAAGAGGAAAAUAUUCAGACUCAGCUUCACAGUAGGACCAGCGAUGAAUAUUACACCUACUCUAAUGUCCCCUGGAAACUCUUCUUGAGGAAAGAGGUUUUCUACCCAAAGGAGAACCUAAAUAAUCCAUUGACCCUGGACCUUAUUUUCAAGCAGGUUUUACACGAUACUUUCUCCGAGGCUUGCGUCCGCAUCACUCAGGAAGAAAGGCAGAAGAUGAAAGACCUUUUUGCCCAGAACAAAGUGGAUCAGGCCUCAGGAACGAAUGAUGAUAGUGUGAAGAAAAGAGUGGUGACCAUGGCCAAAGACUCCUGGGAGAUCUACUUCUCCCGCCUCUUUCCCGCCUCUGGCAGCGUGGGAACGGGGGUGCAGGUCCUGUCUGUGUCGCAUACCGGCAUCAAACUGUUGAAGCUGGUGAAGAGCAGCUCCACUGCUUCAGACUACUUCAGAGUGCUGAGGCCUUACAGCUACUCGGACAUCCUGUUUGUGUCUAUCCCAUCAAAGAACAUGUUGGAGUUCAACCUGACCAAUGAAAAGCUGAUACUGUUCUCUGCCAAAGCGCCGCAGGUCAAACAUAUGAUCGACUACUUCCUCACAGAGAUAAAGAAGGACUCAGAGUAUGUUGUAGCAGUGAGGAAUUACAUCACUGAGAACAGGAAUCACCUCAGCUUUCACAAAGGAGACAUCAUCAGGCUGCAGCACAUGGAUGGGCUGGAUUCUGGCAAAAAGUAUGGCUGCAUUGUGAGAAAAACCGUCAUGCUUCUGGAAGAGCUGAAGAAGGACACGCCAGACUUUGGUUGGCGGUUCGGAGCUGUUUUUGGAAGGUCUGGAAUGUUUCCUGGUGAUUACGUCCAUCCUGUGGCUGCUCCCGACUUCCUGUUUCUGCCUGCUGAGCGUGUAGAACCUCGGGACAGGCACGGACGGGUUGCGGCAUCGGCCGCUGUCGCUGUGGCGAUGGGAUCAGCUGUAGCUGCUCAUGAACUUGAGCUUUCCACGGAGGUUGUAAACGAGAAAUAUGGGGACAGCUGGAGUGCCGAAAUGGAUGACCUGCCUUUGCACAGCAAUCAGUAUUUAAUGACUGAGUUUGCCAAGAAGUACUUCAGGGAAGCUCAGAGGAACAGGAGUGAUCAGAAAGCCAAAAAGGGGAAGGAGGCCAGGGACCCCGCCGAUAUGAUCAAAUUCUCCAAGUCUCCACUGUAUGAGUCACUGAUUGACUUCUCCGACAGUGGGAUGAACAGAGUGGCUGCUGAUAUCUCUAUAGCUAUUUUGAAGUUUAUGGGAGACUUUCCAAUGAAAGGCCAAACUGAGCAGGACCUUGUGGCUACUAUACUAACGUUAAGUAGCGAUCAUGGACUGAUAAGGGAUGAAGCCUAUUGCCAAGUGAUGAAGCAGGUCACUAACAACACCAGUUCAAAACAGGAUAGUUGCCAGAGAGGAUGGAGGCUGCUGUAUAUCCUAACAGCUUUUCAUCGCUGCUCUGAUGUAAUGAAACCAUUCUUGCUGAGGUUUUUGCAGGAUGCCUGUGACAGCCCUGGGAUGCCAUACCAAGGUAUUGCCAAGGCUUGUCAGGAAAAUCUGAAGAGAACAUUCCAAUAUGGUGGACGUGUUCAGUAUCCCAACAACAUGGAGAUCAAGGCUAUACUGGCUGGCCGGAGCUCAAAGAGACAGCUUUUCCUGCUUCCAGGUGGGAUAGAAAGGCACCUGAAAAUCAAGACAUGUUCUGUUGCUUCAGAUGUGAUUGAGGACCUUUGCUCAGAGAUGGGGCUGCAAAGACUGGAGGCGCUGGAUGAAUAUGCAGUGUUUCUAGUAACACACAAAGGUCAAAAUGUGCGACCUCUGAACAAGCGCGAGUACAUCCUGGACAUUGCCACAGAGGCUGAGCCGGUGGAUGCCAGCUACAGUCUGUGGUUUAGAAGAGUUGUGUGGAGUCUGGCUCUUAAACUUGACAAUGAGCUUUAUGUCACCAUGCACUACAACCAGGUGUUGCCAGACUACCUAAAGGCUUUGCUGGGUGUAGUUCCUCAGGGUAAGCCCAGUGAUCAGCAUAUGCAACAGAUUGCCCGGCUGGCGGCUCUACAGCACCGUGCCAAAGACGCCAUCUACUUGCCCACUCUCCGUGAGGUGCAGGAAUGUGUCCCCUCCCAGUUCUACAGCAAACAGGGUUCCCAACAAUGGCUGAAUGCGGUAACACAGCACAUGCAGUACGUCCAGCCUUUAAACCCACACCAGGCCCGUGCACAGUUUCUUGGUCUGGUCAGUGCCUUCCCAAUGUUCGGUUCCUCUUUUUUCUACAUACAAAGUUUGAGUUCUUCAUCGAUCCAGGCCCCCUGCAUCUUGGCUGUAAACCUAAAUGGACUUCAUUUCCUUAACAAGGACACCCAUGACACCAUGGUACGUUUCCCCCUGAAGGAAGUGCAGUCCACUCGCACCCAGAGACCGACUUCAGGCUCCAGCUACCCAUACGUGGAGAUCAUGAUUGGAGACCUGCUAAACCAGAGGAUCACGCAGCUGCAGCUGGAGCAGGGCCUCGAACUGUGCAGAGUCAUUGCCAUGCACAUGGAGAACAUGCUGUCAUUCAGAGAGAAGAGACUCACCUUGCCACCCAGUGAAAUUACCCUGCUUUAGCGGAUAGAUCCCACUUCAAUGCCUUAUGAGUGCACUAUAUCUACCUCUGAAAUAUUUUAUAUACAUUUUUUUAGGCCUUUAUUUAGUAGACCUUUCUAUUUGAUAGAAUUGAAUGGAAUGUUUCUCUUGUAUAUUAGGUAUUAAAAAUUUUAUUUUGUUAACAAUGAUGUGUAUUUUUUUUAAAUGAGAAAUAUAUUUGCACUUACCAUAGAAAGAAGGAGUUUUUUGGCAGUUUAGCAUUCUAUGAGAAAGAUGAAAAUGUGCAAAGUGAGCAGUAAACAUGUUUAAGAUAAUUUGCAUGCUACAUUAGAAACAAAAAGGAUGGAUUGUCUUUUACUAGACUUGAAUACAGGUUUGAAUUUAACCUUAUCAGUCAGAAAUGAGGUGUUCACUUGUAUAGGUGCAGAUUAAUUCUAGGAGAACAGAAACAAGAGAAUGCUACAAACUGAUUAAUUCUUCUCUCUUUGCCAUAAACAAAAGUGAAGUAAUAAUCAGAUAGCCCAAUAAAAGGGACUGAUUUUAGCAGAUAGACACUUGAAUGUCCAGUUUGCACAACAAAUGUUUAAUAAUGUAUAUUUUGUAAAUGAUUGUUGUUGACAAAUAAUGUGUUUGAAUAAUGCUGGACAUUAAAGUUCGUAGCAUAACCUCU